AUUACGUGAAAACUGUCAAGUAUAUAAACUUGACUGUGCACAAGUCAUUGGGUCGAUCGUUUACGAUGUCAAUGUAUAAUAUAUGACUUUAUUUCAUAGCCGAAAAAAGAGAAUCAAUCCCGUGAUAAACACGCUUUUUCCCAUCACAUCAAAAUCUGCAAUAAUUUUUUCAUUACUUGAAUUUUGUCAUUCACACAAAUCAGUUUACUCAACGCACCGUCCAAAAUACAAACAGGCACACACACACACACACACACAUGGAGAAAAAAAUCAUCAAAAUCAUAAUUGUUGGUGCCGGCGCAUCCGGAUUUGCAGCCGCAUCAAAACUGAUUUCCAAUGGAUUUGAAAAUGUGACGAUUUUGGAGGCCGAGAAUCGCAUCGGCGGACGGGUUCAUACGAUUGAUUUCGGUGCCAAUGUAUUGGAUAUGGGCGCACAAUGGUGUCACGGCGAAAGUGGAAAUGUCGUUUAUGAAAUGGCUAAAGAUAAGAAUUUGCUUUCAUCAAAUGUUCCAACGUAUAAAACAUUCAAUUUUGUACGAUCAAAUGGUGAAGAAAUACCAGCAGAAAUAUCGGAGCGAUUAACGAAAUUAGCCAUGGGUAUUCUUGAUCGCAACGACCGUGAGCGAGAAAAGAGAGCAUACCAUGGAUCACUUGGUAAUUACUUUGCACAACGGUUCUACGAAGCGUUUCGCACACCUGAAUACAGUGAUAUCGAUUCGAUUCUUCAACAUGAAGCUUUUGAUUGGUUUCAUCGUAUGCGCACAUCAUGGAUAGCAUGUGAUUUAUGGUACGAUGUAUCAUGCGGUAAUUAUCUUGAAUAUUGCGAAUGUCCAGGAAAUAUGAUGUUAAAUUGGAAGGAAAAGGGAUAUCGCACGGUUUUCGAUUUACUUCAGAAUAAAAUUCCAAGCGGCGGUUCCGAUUCGAUCGAUGUUGAAUCAAAAGUGCUUCUAAACAAAGAAGUGUCAAAAAUCACUUACGAUCAAACCACCACCGAAGCUGAUCGCAUAAAAAUCAAAUGUUCCGAUGGAAGCGAGCACUCGUGUGAUCAUUUAAUAUGUACCGUCUCAUUGGGUGUGUUAAAAAAGAACUACCGAAAAAUGUUCGAACCAUCUUUACCGGAUUACAAAGUCGAUAGCAUUGAAGGCAUUGGUUUUGGAACCGUUGAUAAAAUCUAUGUUGAAUUCACAAAACCAUUUUGGAAUGAAGAGUGGGAAGGAGUUUCAUUCCUUUGGAAGCCAGAAGAAAUGGCGGCGAUUCGUGAGGAUCCAAUCAAUGGCGAAUGGAUGUCAAGCAUCAUUGGAUUUUAUCCAGUUAGUUUUCAACCGAAUAUUUUGUGCGGAUGGAUUACUGGACAGGCAGCACGAAAAAUGGAACAAGUCAACGACAAUGAUCUGAAAACUGGCGUUAAUCAUGUGUUGAAAUUAUUUUUGAAAGAAUGGAACGGCGCUGAAGUAAAAAACACGAUUGGCUCAAAAUGGAGUUCAAACCCGCAUUUCAACGGUUCGUUUUCAUAUUAUUCGCUGAGAAGCGAUACGGAUGAUGCAUCAACAAGCAAUUUAGCCACACCGAUCUAUGACGCAAACAAAAAACCAAUCAUUCAAUUCGGUGGCGAAGCUACCAACACACAUUUCUACUCUACGGUUCAUGGAGCAGUCGGUUCGGGUUGGCGAGAAGCACAACGACUCAUCGAUUCAUAUUGCAAAUAAUUUAUGAUUGAAUUGUAUUUGUUUGUUUUCAAAUCGAUUUUUGAACAACUUUUAAAAUGAAACCAAUUUGUAUUGGAAAAUUUAAAAAUCUUCUUUCUCGGAUAAACAUAAAAAACAUUAACUUUUCCAUAUUGCAAUCUAACCAAAUUUUAUACCUGUCCAUCAGGGGACCAUUUUUUUUUUGUCGUCAUUAAGACUUUCGUUAAUGUGUCACCACAUUAAAAGCAAGAUAGCAAACUCAGAUUGAUCGAGAUUGAAGACCUUUAAAAGGUCCAUUGUUUACCCGACAGUAAUAAAAGGAUUAAAGCAAUUAUGUUCAACAAAAGUACCGUUUCUGCAAAGCAA
Molecule: messenger RNA, 2051 nt
Organism: Contarinia nasturtii (swede midge)
Lineage: Eukaryota; Metazoa; Arthropoda; Insecta; Diptera; Cecidomyiidae
Product: spermine oxidase-like
Exons: 6
Coding region: 258-1706 (482 amino acids)
Molecular function (GO): polyamine oxidase activity
Source: RefSeq, a predicted model, not a curated record